Brenthis ino (lesser marbled fritillary) is the source of this 1953-nucleotide messenger RNA. The record is from the annotation of a GenBank genome assembly. Lineage: Eukaryota; Metazoa; Arthropoda; Insecta; Lepidoptera; Nymphalidae.
AUGGAGCAAGAUGUGGACACUGGUUAUAGGACUUUGUGCUGCACUUGUCUUAGUUCAGAUCGAAACGUUAUAUCUAUAAAUGGACUUACAUCAAUAUAUCAAAUAUUUAGAUUAAUUAUGUACGAUUACGCGGGAGACAGGUUCGGUGAUUCUAUAAUAGAAUUGGAGCAGUUAGUAUGCUGGGAGUGCCUUGCAUUAAUGAAAAAGUUGGCAAGAUUCAAACAACAGGUGCACAAUGCACAGGAACAUUUGAGAGUGCUUGCUAUGAGUCAAUCUCAGGAGACGAUGGACCACACAUACAUGUCCCAAACUCUGUCAUCACUUGGAAGUGUAAUGAAAAACGAUUAUGACAAAGUCAUAGUAAAUUAUUCCCAUGACGUUGAAUCUCGUGAUAUUGAAGAUAAUAUAAUUAUAGAAAGCAAAGAAUGGCCAUCCCAUUAUAUUACAGUGAGUACUACUCAAAAUGUGAAAAAUGAAGGUUAUGACGUCACUCAGGCGUUAGGAGAUCAUAUUACUUUGGAUAUGGAAGACCAGGUUAUGGAAGUUCCAGAAAUUGUUUUGGAUAACACAGUUACUGGAGUGAUGUCUCACAUAGUGGUCGGCGAGCCCUUCACGACCGUUAAAGGGGAAUUACCGGAGUUGACAAUAGAUCCAACAACAGAUCCAGAUACAGUAAUAAUAACGGAAAAGUCUAAAGCAAAGGCACAAACUCAAAAUGAUUUAAAAUUAGGCUACACAACAGCAUAUAUGUCGGACGCUGAUAUGUUAGCUGUAAGAGAAAAGGCGAAGGAAAAAAUACAAUACUCCGAUACAGCGUACAAAUGUGAAUUGUGUAUCAUAGGAUUUUAUUCUCAACAGCAAGUGGAAGAUCACUUCGUAUCGUUCCAUAGAGAGAAACCAGGCCAUCUACCGUGCAAAGUGUGCUACGUGUACGUGCCGGAAGCGAAGCUAACCGAACACACGGACAGUCACUACUGGCGGUAUACAUGUAAAAUGUGCAACAAACAGGAGACGAGUCUGAAGGGUAUGUCGUUGCACGUGAAGACGCAUAUGGGCAAGCAUAUGUCCAAUACUAUUAUACAGGUUGGAGAUGAAGUCGAUGGGAAAGGACGAAAGACGAAGAGUGAUAUAGAUAAAAUGAUUGUGGAAACACGGCCUAGGAAAGGGCUCAGAAGCUUAUUGUCUAAAACUACGAUAGUGGGAUAUAAGUGUUUGGAGUGCGAUAUGUUUUUCAAGAGUUCCCGAGCUCGUAAGAAUCACGUCGACAGAUACCAUAGAGAGGGUCUGCAGUGCGAUCAGUGUCAGAAGAAAUUUGUUAACCGGACCACACUUACUACGCACUUGCGUCUCCAUGAAGGACCACUGCCUCGGGAAGAAUGUCCAAUCUGCCACAAAAUGGUCCGUUCCAUACAAAUAAAGUAUCACAUAAAGAGACAUGAGGAUACAAACAAAUAUGAAUGCACGGAUUGCGAUAAGGUGUUCAGUCAUCUCGCUACGUAUCAGGCUCAUUUGAAGUAUUCAAGGGUACAUGGUACCGAGCAGGUGUUUAAAUUCGAAUGCCCCAUGUGCCAAAAGCGUUACCCCACGAAGCAGACCAUGCAGGAUCACUUCAACUAUCAGCACUUGGGGAAAACUACACAUAAAUGUCCUAUAUGCAGUAAGCCGAUAGCGACUAGAGCGAACGUAGAUAAACACCUGAUGAGAGUUCACGGUGAGAAGAAACAGAAGCCGAGAAAUCACGUGUGUCAACAGUGCGGGAAAGCGUUCACUGACAAAAAGGCACUGACCCAGCACAUUGUGAUCCAUUCAGGUGACAGGCCUAUUACCUGUGACAUAUGCGAGCAGAGCUUCAAACAAAAAGCAUCUCUAUAUACACAUAGAAAACGUGUACACAAAAUAUUUCCACCGAAACGAUCAGUUGAAUUCAUGGAAGAGAAAAAUGAUAACUCUCAA